Molecule: messenger RNA, 1586 nt
Organism: Phacochoerus africanus (Common warthog)
Lineage: Eukaryota; Metazoa; Chordata; Mammalia; Artiodactyla; Suidae
Gene: CD151
Product: CD151 molecule (Raph blood group)
Exons: 9
Coding region: 180-941 (253 amino acids)
Cellular component (GO): membrane
Source: RefSeq, a predicted model, not a curated record
CCGCGCUCGGAGCCCCCGCCCCCGCCGCCGCCGCCGCCGCCGCCGCCGCCGCCGCCACUGCCGCCGCCACUGCCGGCCUCGGACGCGUGGACGAGCCUCCUCAGGAAUUCUGUCCACCUGUCUCAGAGAGGAGCGGUCCCCAGCAGCCAGGCCGGCCCUCCCCUGUUCCCUGCCCCAGGAUGGGCGAAUUCGGCGAGAAGGGCGCGCCAUGCGGCACCAUCUGCCUCAAGUACCUGCUUUUCACCUUCAACUGCUGCUUCUGGCUGGCUGGCCUGGCCGCCAUGGCCGUGGGCAUCUGGACGCUGGCCCUCAAGAGCGACUACAUCAGCCUGCUGGCCUCGGGCACCUACCUGGCCACAGCCUACAUCCUAGUGGUGGCCGGCAUUGUUGUCAUGGCGACCGGUGUUCUGGGCUGCUGUGCCACUUUCAAGGAGCGGAGGAACCUGCUGCGGCUGUACUUCAUCCUGCUGCUGCUCAUCUUUCUGCUGGAGAUCAUCGCCGGGGUCCUGGCCUACGUCUACUACCAGCAGCUGAGUGCAGAGCUCAAGGCGAACCUGAAGGACACUCUGAGCAAGCGCUACCGCCAGCCGGGCCACGAGGGUGUGACCAGCGCCACGGAUAAGCUGCAGCAGGAGUUCCACUGCUGCGGCAGCAACAACUCCCAGGACUGGCAGGACAGUGAGUGGAUCCGCUCAGGUGAGGCAGGCGGCCGUGUGGUCCCUGACAGCUGCUGCAAGACGGUGGUGGCAGGCUGCGGGCGGCGGGACCACGCCUCCAACAUCUACAAGGUGGAGGGCGGCUGCAUCACCAGGCUGGAGACCUUCAUCCGGGAGCACCUGAGGAUCAUCGGGGCCGUGGGCAUCGGCAUCGCCUGCGUGCAGGUGUUCGGCAUGAUCUUCACGUGCUGCCUGUACAAGAGCCUGAAGCUGGAGCACUACUGACCUGCCACGGGCCCGGGCCCCACGCCUGCACCGCAGCUUCUCAGGAUGCGCUGACUACUGACGGCUUGGGGCUGCGGUCCCAGGACGCGGCUCCUCCCCUCCCACACUGCCAGGGAGGUAGUGUCCUCGUGCCGGGGCCCACGACCGUGCCAUCACCACGACUCCUGGGGACCGCCAACCCCAGAGGGAGCUUCAAGUGCCUUUAGCUGCCACCAAAGUCCCACGGCCCAGCCCGGUCCCUCCUGCCUCUGGGGUGGCUGGGGCUUGAGCUCAAACCGUAAAGGCCCCGUGCGUGCUACCUUCUCCUCUGGGGUAUUGUUCCCUGAUAACCUGGCUCCGUCACGGGGCUGGUCUGCGCCGAGUUAGGCGGAAGCUGGCCAGCCUGGGGCCAGUGCCAGGCGGCAGGCAGCAGGUGAGGAAGCCGGGUGCCUGCCCGCUCCAGGAAGAGCAAGAGCCCUCCCGGUCUGGCCUCUGCGCCCACUUCCCUGCUGCUCCCACCACCAUCUAAAGGCCCAGAUGGACGGCCACACGCUGACGCCCCCUCCGGGGCAGGGCAGCCCUCUGGGCCUCCUUCACUGCUGUAUCCCCAUGCCUAGGACUGCUCCUGCUUUGUGAUAGGUGCUCAAUAAACGCCUGUGGACCAGA